Molecule: messenger RNA, 579 nt
Organism: Symbiodinium necroappetens
Lineage: Eukaryota; Dinophyceae; Suessiales; Symbiodiniaceae
Source: the annotation of a GenBank genome assembly
AUGUGCAUGACCUGCUGCCCGGGCAUGUUCACCGGAAUCACAGCUCCAUGGCAGAUGUAUCCCGUGGGUAUUGCAUUUGGCUUGGGCUUUGAUACCUCGAGCGAAGUUGCAGUACUGGCCAUGGUCGGCCUUUCCCAUAGCCUUGCACACCCAGUGUUCAUCAUGCUCCUCCCGCUGAUGUUCUUGGCGGGCAUGUGUCUUAUAGACACUAUCAAUGGAUUUCUUAUGGCUUUGGUCUACGGAUCUGGAGCCGACGGCAGCAUGCAGCGACUGUACUACAACAUGUUCUUGACAGCAAUAUCCGCUGUGAUCGCCUUAGCCGUCGGGGCGCUAGAGCUGCUGGGUGCUUUCGCAACGCACGAAGGUCUCCACAGCACGUCAUGGAAAUUUAUCGUGGAGCUCAACAACAACUUCGAGAUAGUCGGAAUGAUCAUCAUCUUGUUCUUCUUGUCAAGUGCGGCCACAGCCUUUUGCUGCUUCAAGUUUGCCUUCCCCGACGGCAAGGCCCCAGAACCAGUACGCCAAGACCUUCUGAAAUACAUUCAGCAAGGGGAGUUCAUCGACCGAUCGGGAGUUUGA